Corticium candelabrum is the source of this 2982-nucleotide messenger RNA. Its product is annotated as WD repeat-containing protein 3-like. Lineage: Eukaryota; Metazoa; Porifera; Homoscleromorpha; Homosclerophorida; Plakinidae. The transcript is spliced from 34 exons. Bases 3 to 2792 code for a protein of 929 amino acids. Gene Ontology annotation, biological process: maturation of SSU-rRNA. Gene Ontology annotation, molecular function: snoRNA binding; protein binding. The record is from RefSeq and is a predicted model, not a curated record. Gene Ontology annotation, cellular component: small-subunit processome; Pwp2p-containing subcomplex of 90S preribosome.
UAAUGGUAUUGACAAAGGCUUAUCUCCGCUAUGUGCCAGCUGGCACAUUUGGUGUUGUUGCUAGCUCGAAGAGCAAUUGUGUUUUUAUAAGAGGGGCCUCUGCGAAAAAGGCUCAAUACGUGGGCGUGGCCGCGUUAGAGAAUGUGAAUAUCUGGAAUGUAAAGACUGGAGAAAAGAUGGGUGUUUUAGCCGGUGAGAAACACGAGGUUACCAGUGUAUCAACGAGUCCGGAUGGAAAGCAUUUGGCUGUUGGAUAUAAUGAUGGGUUUGUGAAGAUUUGGGAGUGGGAGAGUCAAACCAACUUUGUAACUUUCAGUGGUCACAGAAAGGGUGUGUCAGCACUGCAAUAUGACGAAAGUGGUACUCGUUUGGUGUCUGGCUCCAAGGAUACUGAUGUUAUUGUGUGGGACAUAGUCAACGAGACUGGACUGUACAGACUGAAAGGUCAUAAGGGAAUGAUUACACAGUGUCAAUUUAUGAGAAAGUACGAUUGCCUAAUUACGAGCUCUAAGGAUACUUUUGUGAAGUUUUGGGAUUUAUCAACACAACAUUGCUUUUUAACAUUAACAGAACAUAGGAAUGAGGUCUGUGACUUUGUUCUGAUUUGUGAUGAGACACGAUUGGUAACUGGAGCAAUGGAUAACGAGCUGAGAAUGUGGGAUGUUGUCAUCGAUAAUAAGGUGACAGAAUCAAAUGGAUGUCAUCUGUCUGAUGCAGCAUCUUCGAGUGCUGGUAUUAGUGAAACAGACAGUCAGGAGAAAGAACCAGUCAGAUGCCAGUUUGUUGGAUCUUUACAACGGCAGAGCUCUGAAAGAGUUGUCAGUUUAAGAACACAUUCAUCUGGGCAAUAUAUUGGAUGCCAUGGAUCAGACUCUCUAUUUGAGUUGUACUCGAUUCGUUCUGAAGUAGAAAUUCAGAUGAAGUUGAAAAAGAAAGCAAGAAAAGCUCGUAGAAAGAGGAAGAAAUUAGGAGAUAGUGAAGAAGAUGCACAAGUAGAAGUGAUUCGUGAGGUGGGUGAUGAAAUCCAUCGAAUACAUAGCUUGACGACUCAUAGCAAAAUCAGAUCAUUUGACUUUGCAUUGAAACGAGACCAGUUGGAAUUGGUUCUUCUGCUUCAUGACAACAGUAUUGAGUGGUACAACAUUGUUGUGAUGGAAAAAAGCAUAGAAAGUGAAAGGAAAGCAUGGCUGAUGAAAUCAGGUCACCGAACGGACAUUAGAACUGUGUGUUUCACUUCUGAUGAUUUAUGCAUUUUGUCAGCAUCUAAUAGUAGUGUGAAAGUCUGGAACCGGGAAUCUCUGCAGUGUAUUCAUACCAUGGAAAGUGGUUAUGCUGUCAGUUCAAUGUUUGUGCCAGGAGAUAGACAUGCUCUUAUUGGCACAAAGGUGGGUGAACUUCAGCUUUUUGAUGUAUCUUCUGGAACACUGCUAGAAACAAUAUCAGCUCAUCAGGGUUCCAUCUGGUCAUUGUGUCUAGCACCAGACAGACGUGGCUUUAUAACAGGAAGUGCUGAUCAUGAGGUUCGAUUCUGGGAAUUCGAACUUAUCCAAGAUGAUGACUUCUCACUGACAAGUAAGCGAUUGAGUAUGGCUCAUGUCAAGACUCUAGAAAUGACUGAUGAUGUGCUUUGUGUGAAGUUUAGUCCAGACUAUCGCCUUCUUGCUGUGGCAUUGUUGGAUAACACGGUAAAGGUCUUCUUUGCCGACUCUUUGAAAUACUUCCUUUCUCUUUAUGGUCACAAACUUCCUGUCCUCACAAUGGAUAUCUCAUCAGACAGUACAUUACUUGUUUCUGGAUCAUCAGACAAGAAUAUAAAACUAUGGGGCUUGGAUUUUGGUGACUGCCAUAAGUCACUGUUUGCUCACAAUGACAGUAUCAUGGCUGUUCAGUUUGUACCAAAAACUCACUUGUUUUUCUCUGCAAGUAAGGAUCACACAGUAAAGUGUUGGGAUGGAGACAAGUUCAAACUUGUUCAGACAUUUGAGGGUCAUCAUGCUGAGAUUUGGUGUCUGGCAGUUAGUCAUGAUGGCAAUACAGUGGUAAGUGGAGCUCAUGAUCGUUCUUUACGUCUAUGGGAAAGAACACAAGAGCCACUAUUUGUUGAAGAAGAACAAGAGAUGGAACGUGAAAAAGAGUAUGAGGAGUCUUUGGCUCAAGGACCAGAGCCAGUGAUUCCUGGUGAGGCACCAAGCGAGGUUGCCAUGGCUGGUAGGAAGAGUAUGGAGACGGUGAAAGCGACUGAACGAAUUAUGGAAGCUAUAGAAUUGGCCAAGGAAGAGACAUUCAAGAAGAAAGAACAUGAAGCUUUGUGUAAAUCUACUGGAAAACAGGUUCCUCCACCAAUCAAACACCCUCUCAUAUUAGCAUCAGGAGAUCUUACACACAGUCAGUAUGUGUUGGGUGUGGUGAAGAAGAUCAGGUCAAGUGAGCUAGAUGAAUCUCUUCUGGUUUUGCCAUUUUCAUAUGUCAUGGACUUUCUCAAAUUACUAAAUGAAUGGAUCCAGAAUGGCUGGGAGAUAGACUUGUCGUGUCGUUGUCUGUUCUUUUUGUUGAGAAUACAUCACAAUCAAAUUGUAAGCAGCAAAAGCUUGUUAUCAGUGAUGGACUCACUUCGUCAGAACACUAGAAAACGAGUCCAAGAUGUUAGAGACAUAGUUGGAUUCAACAUGGCAGGCCUUCGAUUUCUACAACAGAAGAUGGCAGAGAAAAACAUCAAGAUAUUUGGAGAUGUAACUGAUAGACUGGACCAUAUAAAGAAGAAGCGGAAACUAAGAACUAAAUCUGCACAGUAGAUUUGCUCUAGAAAUCUGAUUAUGUAUUAUGUGCAUGCUAAGGCAAAACCAUUUGGCUUGCUAGAGGUUUAGUGCCUUUGGAAUGUAAAGUGUUUUGACAUUCGGGUGUUAUAUUUAAUUUUUAUAAACCUAUUGCUCUGUUGUUUUUGAUUAUUCAAUGCAUAAUUAAACUCUUGCUGUAACUACUAUG